CGCAGCACAGAUGCAGGGCAUUGGGCACCAGCCGUACCGAAGAGCAGUUUUGGGUAACCAACGUUAAUUCGCAUUUUACGAUAACAUAAUGGGAAGCAUUGGUCGUAUAUGCUCAUUGAGCUUUUGAAAGCAAGCUAAAGUAGCUGAAGCUGAAGUUUGGUAUAUCUGCCAGCUUCGUUAUAAAUCCGAAUCAGAAACUAAGCAGAAAAAACAGCUUUAACUUGGCUCACGAUGCUGGCGUGUAGACGUUUGCUCUCCUGUGUGAAGCACAGAGGGACAUGGACAUCUAUAUGGAGGAACGUCACAACAUGGUCACCUGUCGGGGCUGCGUUCAAUACCAAACCUCACAGAAGACUGGACUUCUUGGAAAAAAACGUGGGGUUGUUUGGAGUGCCGGAGCUGAACUCCCCUGCUGGCUUCGAGGUUGCUACACAGAGGGCUCUGAAGGACACCCAGCGCCUGGUGGACAAUGCACGGAGUGGUCCCGCAGGACUCGACACCGUCCAGGCGUUUGACCAGCUCUCAGAUGGCUUGUGUAAAGUCGCAGACCUGGCCGACUUUGUCAAAGUAGCACAUCCAGAUCCAGCGUUCCGCGAGGCCGCAGAGAAGACCUGCAUAGAAAUUGGCACGGUAGUGGAGAAGCUGAAUACUAAUGUUGAGCUUUGCAAGAGCCUACAAAACCUUUUGAAUAACCCAGAUGUUAUGGAUAAGAUGGACCCUGAUUCAAGGCGAGUGGCAGAGCUGUUCAUGUUUGACUUUGAGAUCAGUGGAAUUCAUCUUGAUGAAAAACUGAGGAGAGAAGCAGUGAAACUUCACGUGAAGCUCUUGGAUCUAAACAAUGAGUUUCUGGUAGGGUCUCACAUGCCAAAUCGAAUUGCGAGGUCAGCAAUUCCUGAGCAUCUGCAGCUGCACUUUGCAAAAGAGGGCAGUUUCAUCCAGGUUGGGGGAUUGCAUGCAGAUUCCCCGGAUGACUUGGUACGAGAGAUUGCUUAUAGGAUUUACCUCUAUCCAAAUGUGGACCUGAUGAACUGUCUUGAAGAACUGCUGAAAUGCAGACACAAACUGGCCAAACUGGUGGGCUACGAGUCAUACGCACACAGGGCUUUAAAGGGAACCAUGGCCAAAGCCCCUGAGACGGUGAUGAAGUUCCUUCAGCUGUUAACAGACAAGCUGGCAGACAGGACAGCAAAAGACUUUCAGAUGAUGAAGGACAUGAAGAAAAAACUCAAUCCUCAUAAUUCUGAGCUCAUGCCUUGGGAUCAUCCAUACUUCAGUGGGGUCUUACGUGCUGAAAGGUACAACAUUGAGCCCAGUCUGUACAGUCCCUACUUCUCUCUGGGAGCCUGUAUGGAGGGGCUAAAUAACCUGUUCUCUCAGCUGUAUGGCGUCUCCCUGAUGUCAGAACACUCCAGUGUAGGAGAGGUCUGGAGUGACGAUGUUCGCAAACUGGCUGUGGUACAUGAGACGGAGGGGUUGCUGGGAUACAUCUACUGUGACUUCUUCCACCGGACAGAUAAACCUCACCAGGACUGCCAUUUCACCAUCCGUGGCGGGCGUCAAUGCCAGAAGACCGGCCAGUACCAGCUGCCAGUGGUGGUGCUGAUGCUGAGUCUACCCCAUCCCACCAAGAGUGCUCCCACUCUGCUCACUCCUGGCAUGAUGGAGAAUCUCUUCCAUGAGAUGGGCCAUGCAAUGCAUUCCAUGCUGGGACGCACACGCUACCAGCAUGUGACAGGGACUAGAUGUGCCACUGACUUUGCUGAGGUCCCAUCCAUCCUCAUGGAAUACUUUGCCACUGACUAUCGAGUUGUCAGCCAGUUCGCCCGCCAUUAUCAAACUGGACAGCCUCUGCCUGAGAGUAUGGUGGCCCGUCUGUGUGAGUCCAAAAAGGUGUGUGGGGCUGCAGAUACCCAGCUACAGAUAUUCUACGCCGUCUUGGACCAGAUCUACCACGGCAAACCUCAGAACCGCUCCACCACAGACGUCCUGAAGGAGAUGCAACAGAAAUUUUAUGGCUUACCUUACACACCGAAUACGGCAUGGCAGCUGAGAUUCAGCCAUUUAAUUGGCUAUGGGGCCAAGUAUUAUUCCUACCUCAUGUCCAGGGCUGUGGCCUCAAUGGUGUGGAAGCAGUGCUUCAUCCAGGAUCCCUUGAACAGGGACAUGGGCGAGCGCUACCGCCGGGAGAUGCUGGCCCAUGGAGGAGCAAAGGAACCCAUGCUGAUGGUGGAAGGGAUGCUGCAGAGACGGCCCACCAUUGAAGAUUUUGUGGACGCGCUGGUGUCAGAGCUCAACCCGAACUUUGAGACCUUCCUCAUGGACUCUGAAGGCUGAGACCUUCGCUCAGCAUGGGAACAGACUCCUGCGUCCACAAGAAAAGGAUGAAAGUAGCCAGAGAAGCAGGGCCAGGCAAGAACAACACCAUGCCAGCAGGAAACACACACACACACACACACACACACACACACACACACACACACACACACACACAGACACUACAGAUACCAGUGUGUCUUGUUAGGUCGGCGCUGUGUAUUGUAAGAGUGUGAAUCGUGUCCCUGAUAUCAGUAAGGUUGAGCUUUGUUUUUUGUUUUUUUUCCUUUUUGUUUUGUCUCCACUGUCAACUGACUACUGCAAAAUAAAUAGCAAGAUGUAAUGACUGCAUCCUAACAGACAUCAGAACAGAAUAGGCGACAUUGUCAGUGGGUUACCUAUGUCCUGCAAGCGUCUGCAUGGAUCUGUUGAUGAGUAUCUGUACAGAUGUUUUUAAAACAAUGUUCCAUAGCCCUGUUCCAUAGCUUUUAGUGUUCUGCAAUCCUUUGAGAUUAAAACACACAUUUAUGAUUUCAAAAAGAAUCAAUAAUAGUUUAUUACAAAUGAAUAUAGUGUCUAAAAGAUAUACUUUAAUAUGAAACCUUUGUGGCUUGUGGCAUAUUUAACUGACAGAUGUUUGUACAUUUCUAUUCACUGUGUAAAUCUCAUUUUUGAGCUGAUGGAAAACUGUAAUUUUUGUGUAAAGCAAAAUGUCACUGUACACUUCACUGACAGAUAAAAUUCUUAUUU
This is a messenger RNA of Lampris incognitus (smalleye Pacific opah), 3063 nucleotides long. Its product is annotated as mitochondrial intermediate peptidase-like. Lineage: Eukaryota; Metazoa; Chordata; Actinopteri; Lampriformes; Lampridae. The record is from RefSeq and is a predicted model, not a curated record. The coding region runs from base 232 to 2334 and encodes 700 amino acids. Gene Ontology annotation, molecular function: metalloendopeptidase activity. Gene Ontology annotation, biological process: peptide metabolic process. The transcript has 19 exons. Gene Ontology annotation, cellular component: mitochondrion.